CGUGCAUCUGCUGGAAAAAGCGCCCGCCAAAGUUGUUCGCUGCGGCGAGAACCUCUGCGAAAUCUUCUGCGUAUGCAGCGAGUUUAAGAAAUAUAUACUACAGAGAACCCACGGUAAAUACAGCAGAUCCUGCACGAAGAUGUAACCGAGGAUGUGAAUAAGGCGCUAGGUGGAGCGUGUGCGGUACAGGUUUGUCAUAUUUCAGUCUGAUUUCGCUUGCAAUUUCUCUCUGUUGCGUUGAGCAGAAUGCCUGGCCUACAGGCUGAAGGAGUGGUGGCUCCUCUGGGAAGCCCCAACAAAAAGAGCCGCCUCUCCCUCCGGUUCUUUCAGAAGAGAGAAACCAAAAGAGCACUGGACUUCUCUGAAACUCCAGUAGAAGAACCAAGCACAGCUGAACCAGAAGAAGCCCAAAGUUGUGACCAGGUGGUGCCAGUGCCUUGUCCUUUUUCUGUUCCUUGCGAGAAGAGAGAGAGCCUUGUCCCUUUUGUAGGUCUUAACAAUCUGGGAAAUACAUGCUACCUGAACAGCAUCCUUCAGGUCUUGUAUUACUGCCCUGGGUUCAAAGAGGCUGUGAAGUCACUGUAUCAGAUGUCCAAGUUAAAAGACAAACAGAAAGAUGAUGGUGUUAAAAGUGAAGAGCAGGGAGAGUCCUGUGAUUCCACACCUGUUCAUAUGGAAUUGCUAAGCAGUUUCUUCAGCCUGAUCUCAUCAGUGGAGCAGAUACAGUCCAGCUUCCUGUUUAACCCAGAUAAAUAUAGUGAAGGAGAGUUGGCCACACCACCACGCAGAGUUCUCAACACACUCAGGAAGCUGAAUCCCAUGUAUGAGGGUUAUCUGCAGCAUGAUGCUCAAGAGGUACUACAGUGCAUUCUUGCGUACAUCCAGGAGGCUUGUGACACCAUUAAAAAAGAACGGAGAAGUGACCAAGAGGAGCCCAAAAAAAACUCAGGAGAGAAUGACGAAACAGCAGAUGAGGUCACAACUGCUCAAGAGGAAGACGAGGGCAGCGAUGGACAGCUGAGUGGAAAAAGAAAGAGUGACACAGAAGCAGGAAAUGCCAAGAAAAAGCCCAAGUCUCAGAGCAAACCAAAGAAAAGUGAAGAGGAAAACAAACCUUUCACUCGCUCAAAGAGAAAGUCCUCUAAUGACAUCACAGGAAAUCCUGUUAGUGACCAAAAGGAUGAGCCAGGUAUUGAGGCAGAUGGGAAAGAACAAGAGAAGGAAGGAGGCAGCAAUACAGAGGAGGAAAAGAUUGAAGGAAACCCAAAAGAGGUGAAUAAAAGGAAGAAGAGAGCAAAGUUGGGCUGGUUGAAAUCUUCAGGGAAGCAGCCUAGUAUCUUCUCCAAAUUUCGCAGCAUGGGCCGAAUCAGCUCGCAUGCAGGGGAGAAAGCAGAAAACAAAGGUGACGAUGGGAAAACUGAUGAUGAUUCUCAGGGGCCAAAGAACCAAGAGAAGACCAUUGCUGAAACUGAAAAGCCUGUAGAAAAUCAGGUUCAGUCAACAACAAAAAGUGAAGAACUACAGGGUUUGGAUGUGCUGAAGCAGCUGUUCCAGGGUCAGCUUGUGUUGCGAACUCGCUGUCUGGAAUGCGAGUGCUACACAGAGAGGAGAGAGGAUUUCCAGGACAUAAGUGUUCCAGUGCAGGAAGAUGAGACCAACUCCUCAGACUCUAGUUCAGAGAUUUCUCCAGAUCCUAAGCCUGAGCAGAAAACACUUAAAUGGGCAAUCUCUCAGUUUGCAUCAGUUGAGCGGAUCGUUGGGCAGGACAAGUACUUCUGCGAGACCUGCCACCACUACACGGAAGCAGAAAGGAGUCUACUGUUUGACAAGACCCCGGAAGUUGUCACCAUCCACCUCAAGUGUUUCUCAGCCAGUGGCUCUGAAUUGGACCCAUAUGCUGGACUGUCCAAGGUUAACACUCCUCUCCAUACCCCUCUCAAACUCUCACUGGAGGAGUGGUGCACGAGACCCUCUUCUCCUGAGCAGGGACAUCACUACAAGCUCUUCGCUGUGGUCAUGCACAGUGGAAUCACCAUUAGCAGUGGCCAUUACACCACCUACAUCCGCAUGAUGGACCUUCACCGCACUGUCCUCAAACCUCAGUCUCGGGAGGAGAGGGAGAAGGAAGACGACGGGGAGAUAAACCCUCCAAAGAAAGAAGAAGCCCCUCCAACAGACUACGAUGAUGGGGAAGUGUCCUUCAGUUUAAGUGGAAAAGUGAAAACCAUGACUAAUGGAACUGGUAGCAUAACUUCCACUGCUAGCAAAGUAGGAGGAAAGAGGCCAUCAGAAGGUGUAGGUCUUUUGGGAGGCCAAAGAAGCAUCUCUAGCUAUGAACUUGGCAGCAGCAACAAGCCAACCAGUUCAGAGAAACCUAUAACCAUGGCUGGCUGUACUGCCAGUGCUCCUGCAGUGCAGAACGGAGGGGUGAAAAAGGAGAAAGAGGACGACGGAGACGCGGUGAAGGAGGAGACUCAGGUGAGCGUUGAUUUGGCUAUGCAGAACCUCCAGGACUUUGAGGGGAAGUGGAUGCUGUUUGAUGACUCUGAGGUGAGGCUCUUUGAUGAAGAGGACUUCCUUCGAGCCUGCUCUCCAGAGACCUGUUCCACUUCCACACCUUACCUCCUCUUCUACAAGAAAGUCUCAGGAGAAUAAACUGAUCAUUUAUUUUCAAACUGACUAUUUUAUGCCAUGAGUCGUUUUUUCCACGAAAAGCAGGGAUGCCCUUAUCCACAAAGGACUUAUAUGUGGGUCAAGGAUUUCAUUUUGCUUCAUCAGAUCCACACCUGAUCAUUUGUUCGGACUGAAAACUUAAAGCUUUAUUGAUCCUUUGUGGACAAAAUGUGGACCAUAAUUGGUUUGCUGCUUUUGUCUCCGUGGUAUUCCAGUUGGGCUUUUUGUGUUUGUACAUGUAUUUUGGAUUUGUCCUCCUGAACUACCCAUUCCUCAUAUUUGACAUUUUUAAAAUUUCUCACCCCAUGAAUUGGAGUGAGCCAGUGGCUCGGGAAUGACAGUCACAAAAUGCACCUUGGCACUUACUGCAGUGCACUUAUUUUGCUUCUGUGCUGCAAGCCUUUCUUUUUCUGAUGGCCUGAUAUGAGUCAUAUGAGCUCAUGCACUGGUUUUUAUACAUGGAAGUUUUAAAGAUAUCCUUGUUAAUUUGUUUUUAUUUGUUUUAUUGUUGGAAGUACAGUUUCGAGUUGCUUUAAACGUUAGUUGAACUAGAGUGUACAUGUACAAGUAGUGCAACAUUUGGCUAAGACUUUUCUUGUUGAAACAAGAACAGAAUUGAUCACAAUCAGUUUGGAGUUUAUUGUUGUUUGGGAACUGCAGGAAUAUAGCUAAACUUAUUUUUGUAGGUUAAAGAUUUUUGCUACCAUACCUCAUUCCAGUGAAAGAAGCUGUUCUCACUCGUAUCCUUUUCAUGUUGUAUAAAGACCUGGACCUUAUUCCUUAAAGUGAGCUUACUUACUUAGGGCAGGAUAAUGUCAGUGUAAGCUGGAUCAACAGUGUAAUACUUGCUUUAGGUGUAAAAUAAAUGAGGCAGACUAAUUGUUAGGGACCAACAAACACUUAUGCUAGUUUUGCAGGUUAUCAGUUGACCUGUUCAGUAAGCUAAACUCUAAGGAAUAAGGCCCGGCUAUCUGCUGAUGCUACUGGUGUAAAUACUAAAGCCACCGCAACUGCCUAUAAGCAAUAAAAUGGUCCAUUUUUUUGCUAUAGAAGAGUACUCUAUACAACUACAAUAAAGGCUAUUAGACAGAUUAUAUAUAUAUAUAGGGACAGGUACAUGUCUGUAAAUUUACCUUUUCUAUUUUUGUCCUGUUUUGUAGAUUGCCUUGUCAUCCUAUUAAACACCAGCAUAUUAAAAAAAAAAAAAAA
Molecule: messenger RNA, 3882 nt
Organism: Astyanax mexicanus (Mexican tetra)
Lineage: Eukaryota; Metazoa; Chordata; Actinopteri; Characiformes; Acestrorhamphidae
Gene: usp1
Product: ubiquitin specific peptidase 1
Exons: 9
Coding region: 247-2655 (802 amino acids)
Biological process (GO): protein deubiquitination
Cellular component (GO): cytosol; nucleus
Molecular function (GO): cysteine-type deubiquitinase activity; cysteine-type endopeptidase activity
Source: RefSeq, a predicted model, not a curated record